Messenger RNA from Funneliformis caledonium, 732 nucleotides. Lineage: Eukaryota; Fungi; Glomeromycota; Glomeromycetes; Glomerales; Glomeraceae. The record is from the annotation of a GenBank genome assembly.
AUGGUUAUCGUUGUACCAAAUUCUUCAACAAUAAACGUUAUUUUUACGCAUCUUCUUUCCGCAUCUUUUGCGGCAAAAUUGGUGACAGCUUUCGUUAAACAUUUGAUAUCAAAUUCCCAAGUUCUAUUUGAAACCAUUACGACUACUUUUCAACACAUUGUUGCUUAUCAUGGUUGUUUGGAAUCUAUCAGUCUAACGAUUGUGUUGGGAAAUUUGGCAACUAGCCCCAAAGAAAUUUACAUAAUGGAAUUUUUGAACGUGUGCGCCGAUCAUAUGUUACAAUUGGAUGAAAAUAAUUUGAUGGAACAAUUUCAACGUGAAGAAGCAAGCGAGAGAAAAUUGCUAAGAUCUUUAAUGGGAAAACUUAAUGACCAACCUUUAGUUAUGACACGGUUACAUAUACUUAUACGAACUUCACGUUGUAAUCCACCGCCUAAUUUGAUUCCGAAACAAUUGUUUAAACUUAACACACAUAAAGUUUCAACUUUGACCAUUUCAAGUAAAGGUUUGUUCUCGAAACAAAAUGUAAAUAAUGCAAAAUUUAUUAUGGACGUGGGAAAACAUUCGACCAAAAUUUUAGCACAGGAUGUUGGUGAGAAUGAUCUGAUUAUGAUUGGAUCCAGUAAUGUUGAAAAAAACGAGGUUAAUGGGAAUGACGUAAAAGAUUGUAAAGAUGAUUUAAUUUGGUAUUGUUUCAAAAACGCAUUGAUUGGAUUUGCUGCAUUAUGGUAA